UUUUUUUUUUUGGUGUCGCCUCUCGUUCCUUUCCGAGUAUCGAAUGCGCAUGCAACUUUGUCGUGGAAUGGAGUCCCAUUUAAAAUAUUCUACAUCUGAUAUUCGGUUCAGAAAAAGAAAAAAAAGAAAAAAAAAUUCGGAAUAUAAACGCGUAUUAACAAUAAAAACUUUCACAAAACAAUCGUCGAGGCUCUUACGGCGACAAAUAAAAGCAUCACGCGUAUUUCCGCAUCUGUACCUACCGAAUACGCCAAUACGAGCCGCUCCCGCAUAUCACUUUCACGAAAUCUGUAAUAAAAUUAACAUUUUGUAAGUUAAAGCCCGGCGGCCGGGUUCCAGCGCGCCGUCAUGUCAUGCAGUUUUUGUUUAUUUGAUAGCGCCGAUGCAUCGCUAGGUUCCCAUUGCACACGCAUGAUCGGUGCAGUCGGGCCGUGGCGCGUGUGACACGCACAUUCACGAUACUCUAAAUUCCGUGAACGGCUAAAAGCGCGAAUGCGACCUCGCCUUUACUUACUUCUAUUUUACGAAAUUUUCUAUUUAAGGCGAGGUGAUUCUUUUUUAAGACGUGUCAUUAAUAGUCGGUUAAAAAAUUUUUGGGGUCUAAUCAUCGUGGUGUUCGAUUUUGCGACUGAUAUUUUGCCGUGGAAAAAUCAACUUUACAACAAAACAAAAAAUAUGUUAGAUAUUAAAUGUGUAUUCGAAUAAAAAAUGCAACCUUCCACUUGCUCGACGGAGGAGUGCAUAAUUUAAAUACACGAGCUCUUGAUUUCGGCUUCAGAUUCGAACCCAUUUUUCACGAUCGCAUUGAAUUUCAAAUAUGUCUUUAUAAACGUUGGUGUUUUUAUUUUGUGCGCCUAUUUCCCCGUUGUGUUUCGUUCGACGGUGGUGCUCUCUGACUUCGGACAGACUGCACUUUUAAAACUCAUCGCGGAUAUGGGAAAAUACGGGAUAUUCACAACGCGCCUUGCAGCUUUACUGGUACUGCAUGCAGCUGGGGCCGGAUAUGCUUCACCUACAGUCCUCGUCACCAGACCUCUGACCAGGGUAGUCGAGUGGCUGCCCACUGACAACCAAACGGUUUACAGACUUGACGAAGGCGAAACACGAAGCUUAGAGCUGAACACCUCAACAAUAUCACAAAGUACAGUUUAUAUAACGGUCAGUCCGUGUACUAGUGACUUGAACUGGAUUUUAUAUCGAGGCACCGCCAAUCCUCCUGGUCACUUAAGUCCUCUGAGACAAAACAAAGGCUCCGAAGUCACUACGGUUUCGCUUGAAAUCUCACAGUAUGACAGAUACAUACUCCAGUUGUCGACGGCGAAAGGCGGUUCGUGUGUGGUGAGCGCCCGCGGUGAAGCACCCAGACAAGUCCGGCUGCGUCUCAAGAUCCGAUCGAGGCGGAAGCUUGCUGCUAACUGGGAUUCCAGCCCUAUAGAUCCGCAAGCCACUUCAUACUGCGUGGUGGCUUCGCACAGAAGAAACUACACGUCACUAUGCGCUGCACAUCACGACGUCAACCCGAAUAGACUCGUUAAAACAAAUCGAUUGUGUUCGGGAGCCGCUUCCGAAUCAGAUAACGUCGCCGGUAGAAGUCGAUCGACUGAGAUCAACAAUAACAAUGACGUCGAAGACGCCUUUAGCAUUUUCGACGGACAUUUCAGAAGUUUCUACAGAAGAAAGAAGUUUGGUCGCAGUACCAAAGUAACUUCGGACGAAGAUCCGGUUAUCGCUUGCGUUGGUGAUCGAACUCAUCAUCUUAUUGAGAACUUAGAUCCAACUGCCACUUAUUAUGUGAGCGUCUUUGGAGUGGCCAAGGAUAGACGUUCUGGGUCUCUACUCGCCAUCAGCAGUAUACGACCAAGGACAUCAACCGCCAAAAGAUUGCGCGAAAAUGUACCUUACAGAGCCGAUAUUAAAGGCAAAACCGCUUUCUAUUUCAAGGCCUCUAUUGGGACUGCUGGAGGUUUGUGGCUGAUGGCAUCGACUUGUGGAGGAUCAGUGGACUUAGAAGUGCUUGUCAAAGGAAAACGGCUUCAAUAUAUUCGUAAUAUAGAGCCAAAUUUGAAGUUCUUCGUUCCGGCACCGACCUUAACCUCUUCGAUGCAAGAAACGAGCGACGAAGGUUCUAUUCAAUUCGAUUCGAGUUCGGAAGAGACCAGAAUGCGAUACGUCAUCAAACUAAUCCCCACUAGAAAGGAGAGGGAUGGCGCUAUUACAGUAGAGCUAACAGCAUCAACUACAAGAUGGGGCAUCAACACUCCUGAGCUUAUAGGAGACGGUGCUAUUGUGAGGGAGUUGCGACCGCGGAGGUCCUGCAGAUCAGUCGACAUCGCCUUCCUGCCGGCCACACAUAAUGCUACAGAUGUGAUAAGAUAUUGCGCCAUUGUUCGAGAUAGUAAUGAAGAAGUGCUAGAAUGCACGUCCAUGAGAAAGUAUUCGACGAGGACCCAGUGCAUUAAUCAGUCCCAGAAAAAAACAGCGAAUGUCAUUAUUCAAAAAAUCAACGGAUUGACCCCGGGGAAAAAAUACGCUAUUCAAGUUACAGCCGCUGUCCGGGGAAGCUCAGUGCCCUACAAAGUUUUGUAUGCGGACACAAAUGCAUCGUGCCGAGAAAAAUGAAAAAACUGGAAUCAAAACAAUAAAACGUGCAUUUUUUAUUGAAUUAAUUCAAUGAUUGUAUAGAUAUUUAACUGUAACUUUGGUAUUUAAGAUAUUAUAAAAUAGUAUUUACUAGUGGUAGGACCUUUUGCGAGUCCGCGCGGAUGGGUACCACCACCCUGCCUAUUUCUGCCGUGAAACAGUAAUGCGUUUCGGUUUGAAGGGUGGGGCAGCCGUUGUAACUAUACGUGAGGCCUUAGAACUUAUAUCUCAAGGUGGGUGGCGCAUUUACGUUGUGGAUGUCUAUGGGCUCCAGUAACCACUUAACACCAGGUGGGCUGUGAACUCGUCCACCCAUCUAAGCAAUAAAAAAAAGGAUGUUAAAACAAUUUUUAUUCGUUUGGAUUCAAGAUUUUUGAUUAGAUAAAUUAUAUUUUAGGUGUUUCAUAUUCUGUGUGUAACGGAAUGCACGUCACCUAAGUCUGAACAAACUGUGAAUUUUUGGCUUAUUGUCUUCAGUUAUACUUAACUUAUGUAUGAGUUGUUGCAGUUUCGGAAACGCUUAUUCCGCUUUUUGUAUACGCUAUGAUUAAUGUAAAAUUAUAAUUGUUAUUUCUGCUAACGAAUAUAUGUCUCAAAUAUAGAUAUGCGAAUUCAAAAAACACAAGUUACCUGUGAAAAAUCUGAAAACAGUAUUAGAUACAUAAAUUUAGUAUUACAAUUUUCAAGUAGAAUUGAGGCCGUCAGCGCAAAAGUGACCUAACCCACGAACUUUCAUAUUAGUGCUUCUAUAUUGCAAUUUAUUUAAAAUGUAAGCAAUAAAUGUUGAUGCAAAAGCAGCAUAUCACUAGUAUCGCCCAUAGAUAACAGAUGGCUUUGUAAACAUUAUUUUUGCGCGUAUUAUUUUUGCCUACUAAGUACCUACUGUAUAAGUAAAUUCAGACCUCAUUAUCUCCACAUUAUGGUAGGCUUAGGCCACCUUUGUUCUGACAGCCUCAAUUGUUAUUAAAUAAAACAAUGGGGAUAUAGGUACGCUAAAACUUUUAAUUGUGCACUUCAAUAUAGUGUUUAACAUUUUGUUGAUUUAUUUUAAUUAAACUCAAUUUAAGAAAAUUGUGGAUACCGACAUAAUAAUUGCGCACAGGUUUGCCGACAAUCAUUUAACACUUUCGAAUACACUUUCUAGGUCUAUUUUUGGGAAUUUUAAGCUUUAACCUUUGUUUUUUGUAAUGAAAAAAAAUAAAACAGACAAUUAAUUAAAAUAUACGUACAUAAUUAUAGUGCAAUUAUUAAUUACUGGUCUGUGUAAAUUAUUUUUUAUGUUAACAUGCGCAACUGUGGGCUAUAUUUGUAGAUAUAAAAUAUACAAAACGGUACGUAGUGUGUACAUAAUAUGAUUCGAUUUGAGGAGAAAUAUUCAUGAAGCUAUCGGCAAGCCUUAAGCGUAACCUAAUUAUAAAUUAAGUGAAUGUAAAUAUUUAUUUUAAUUUUAACAUUUUAAUUUAAUUGCUCUAGACACAUAAAUAAAAAGUUAAAUGUUUUAUUUAGUGGGUAGGUAAGUUUAAUUUGUUAAGGCUGGGUAGUAAAUAUUAUGAAUUAUUAUUGUUUGACUGGACAUUGUGGCAUUUAUACAGAACGUGAAAACGUAAUAUUUUCAGUUCCUAUUUAAUAAUAAUAAUCAUGUAAAUAAAAUACUGUAGCUGUAUUACAUAUUAGCAUAAUUAAGAUACUUAUGUCUUUCAAAAUAAAGUUAACGAAAUCUA
Bombyx mori (domestic silkworm) is the source of this 4361-nucleotide messenger RNA. RefSeq names its product protein NDNF. The transcript is spliced from 13 exons. Lineage: Eukaryota; Metazoa; Arthropoda; Insecta; Lepidoptera; Bombycidae. The coding region runs from base 934 to 2619 and encodes 561 amino acids. The record is from RefSeq and is a predicted model, not a curated record.